Messenger RNA from Ipomoea nil (Japanese morning glory), 1635 nucleotides. RefSeq names its product RNA demethylase ALKBH5-like. The transcript has 6 exons. Gene Ontology annotation, biological process: mRNA catabolic process. Gene Ontology annotation, molecular function: demethylase activity; mRNA binding. The record is from RefSeq and is a predicted model, not a curated record. The coding region runs from base 145 to 1317 and encodes 390 amino acids. Lineage: Eukaryota; Viridiplantae; Streptophyta; Magnoliopsida; Solanales; Convolvulaceae.
UCCAGCAAACUUCCUAAUUCUAUUCUCAACAGGUUUAAGCUAACGUCAACUUCUCUCCUAUAAAUUCCGACCAGGUGAGAUUGCAACCUCAAAACUUUCGAACUCUCCAUCCGUACGUAUCGAAGGUUUCCUUUCAGAGCACCGAUGGACAAGCUAAACAUUCAAUUCGGUGAGAUAUCGUUUUCUAGCGAAAACGAAGCCGCGUCGGAGAAAGCUACGGUGGUGCAUGCGCCAAGAAUCGCACCGACCUACUUGAAUCGGUUGAAAAAGAUGGUUUCCGAUGCGUCAUCGCCGGCACCGGUUAAUCGCAAACAUUCACCGGCGUCAUCUAGGGUUAACGAUAAGGGGUUAUCGGAGGAGGAGAAGAGAGAGCAAACCAAAUUCGCGCAAGUGAAGCGGAAGAAAGAUUUUGUUCACUACGAGAGAGUUGAUGGGAGAAAGGUAAACGUGGUUCAAGGCCUUGAAUUACAUACUGGGAUUUUCGACGCGGAAGAACAGAUGAAGAUUGUUGAGUGCGUUUACCAGUAUCAGCAAUUGGGUCAGAAAGGGCAACUUAGAGCUCGAACCUAUUCUGAGCCAAAGAAGUGGAUGCGGGGCAAAGGGCGUGCAACGAUUCAAUUCGGUUGUUGUUACAACUAUGCAGUGGACAAAAAUGGCAAUCCUCCCGGAAUAGUAAGAGAUGAAGAAGUGGAUCCAUUGCCUGCUGUGUUCAAGCAGAUGAUUAAGAGGAUGGUCAGGUGGCAUGUUUUGCCUCCAACAUGUGUCCCCAAUAGCUGCAUUGUAAACAUCUAUGACGAGGGUGACUGCAUUCCUUCUCAUAUUGACCAUCAUGAUUUUGUUCGCCCUUUUUGCACUGUGUCGUUUUUGUCAGAAUGCAAUAUUCUUUUCGGAUCGAGUUUGAAGAUAGUUAGCCCCGGAGAAUUUUCUGGUCCUGUCUCUAUACCUCUGCCAAAAGGGUCGGUGCUUGUUUUACAAGGUAAUGGAGCUGAUGUUGCAAAGCAUUGCGUACCGGGUGUUCCAUCUAAAAGAAUCUCUGUUACUUUUAGGAAGAUGGAUGAAAGCAAAUCGCCUUUCAACUACAAGCCCGACCCCGAGCUUCUGAGAAUUCAGCCUUUGGUUCUCUAUCGUUCUCCAGUUGGACAACCGUCAACUCAACAAAGUGUUGCUGAGAAUGAAAAGAAGAUGAAGCAUGAUAAACCCGAUUCUCCACCUGCACAGACAACAAACCGGAACGUUCUCACUGGAAACGAAGAAUUCCCUCCCCUCGGGAGCUUGAGUUCUUUAGGCAAGAACAGGAGUACUAGAAGAGGUAAAUAGUCAUAAGCCAUCAUCAGUUGUUCCGCUUGUACCAUUAGUGUAUGAAUUGCUUGUACCAUUAGUGUAUUUUUACCCUAUACAAGCAUCCGAAAGAAUAUUUUAGUGCAGUGUGCUUUCUAUGUUAAGUGUAUACUAUGGAGCAAAUCUGGGUUUUGCUUCCUCAGUGUUUGUCUCAGAAAGUAUCUUUUUUUUUUUUUUUUUUUUUUUUUUUUUUUUUUCCAAACCAUUUAUGUAUUUUUGGACUGGUAAAGUCAAAACUCAAAACCAGUAAGACCAUAUUAUGUUUUGGAUGAAUGAAUAAAGUUGCAGCCUUUAGUA